Lathyrus oleraceus (garden pea) is the source of this 960-nucleotide messenger RNA. RefSeq lists its product as uncharacterized. Lineage: Eukaryota; Viridiplantae; Streptophyta; Magnoliopsida; Fabales; Fabaceae. The transcript has 3 exons. The record is from RefSeq and is a predicted model, not a curated record. Bases 1 to 960 code for a protein of 319 amino acids.
AUGGAGACUUUGGUGGCUGCUCAGAAUCAGUCAUCGAAUAAUUCUCAAGAUCCAUUGCAACGAACAAUAAUCUCUGAGAAUGUCUCGAUGCUCAUUCCAGUGGCACCCGUCAAUGAUCAACAAUAUCACAUGCCACCCGGUUUCCCUUGGGGAAUUCCUCACGUAGUGACUGUUGUGAUGUUUGUACCUCCUCUUGUGGUGCAUACGAUUCCUUAUAAUAAAGAAAACAUUUAUCACGCUGCUCCAAGCAAAGUUGUAGGAGUAAAUGAAAGGUUAGAAGGAUUUCAAGAUCAGUUCUUAGAAAUGAAAAGGGAAAUCAACUCUCUUCGAGGUAAGGAUCUUUUUGGCAAGACCGCUUUCGAACUCUGCUUGGUUCCUAAUGUUCAAAUUCCGCCCAAAUUCAAAGUACCAGACUUCGAGAAAUACAAAGGAAAAUCAUGUCCUCAAAGUCAUUUGGUGAUGUAUGCUAGGAAUAUGUCCACUCAGACUGACAACCAUCAGCUUCUGAUCAACUACUUUCAAGACAGUUUAACCAGUGCCGCUCUUAAGUGGUACAUGGGCUUGGACAACGCGAAGAUCCGUACUUUCAACGAACUUGGUGAAGCUUUUAUUUGUCAAUACAAAUAUAAUAUAGAUAUGGCUCCAGACAAAGAUCAACUAUGUGCCAUGUCUAAGAAAGACAAAGAGAGUUUCAAGGAAUAUGCUAAAAGCGCACCCAGUGAUUUCACCGAGAUGGUAAACAUGGGCAUGCGACUUGAGGAAGCAGUCCAAGAGGGACGUUUGACUAAGGAAGUCGGCGCUUCUAGUCAUGUUAAGAAAUUCGCCAAUAAUUUCUCAAAGAAGAAAGAAUCGGAUGUUAGUGUCGUUUCAUAUGGCAGACAAAGAAGAAAGUAUCAACAUGUUGCAUCAGUUUCACUAAUCAUUAAUGCACAAAUGGUAGCACCAAUUUAUCAGCAAUAG